Penicillium argentinense is the source of this 489-nucleotide messenger RNA. RefSeq lists its product as uncharacterized. Lineage: Eukaryota; Fungi; Ascomycota; Eurotiomycetes; Eurotiales; Aspergillaceae. The transcript is spliced from 2 exons. The coding region runs from base 1 to 489 and encodes 162 amino acids. The record is from RefSeq and is a predicted model, not a curated record.
AUGAUUUCCGGUGACACUUUUUCCAUUCCGGAGGUGGCCUUCAUUAUCUUGGGCCCGAUCGCUUCCGUCUGCUCACGGUAUCGGCCGCGCGACUCAUAUCGACUUGACUGCACUCGGUUAGGCCCUUGCCUCUGGACCAGUCAUGCUGGUUAUCGCUGGAUUCGACAUUUCCUGACUUGGCUCGCUGCUCGUUUCCGCGAGGUGAUCGGAAAUUUCCUGGGUGUCUAUAACUACGACAGCGACUGGUUCCGUUUUGUUCGCGAGGGGAGAAUACGCGUUCAUAUCGCAGAGAUCAUGUCGCUCUCAUUACACACAAUUGAACUCUCUGAUCGAACAACCCUCAAGGCUGAUGCGCUCAUUUGCUGUUCCGGCUGGAAGGCCAUCCGGUCCGUGGAAUUUCUCCCUACCGGUCUUGAGGAACAGAUGGGUUACCUGGGCCAUUUCACAAGAAGGAGAAGCUGCUACACACAGUACGAUCGCAAAUAUUAA